Pseudomyrmex gracilis is the source of this 5526-nucleotide messenger RNA. Its product is annotated as dynein heavy chain 12, axonemal-like. The coding region runs from base 143 to 2800 and encodes 885 amino acids. Lineage: Eukaryota; Metazoa; Arthropoda; Insecta; Hymenoptera; Formicidae. Gene Ontology annotation, biological process: microtubule-based movement. Gene Ontology annotation, cellular component: dynein complex. The transcript has 11 exons. The record is from RefSeq and is a predicted model, not a curated record. Gene Ontology annotation, molecular function: dynein light intermediate chain binding; minus-end-directed microtubule motor activity; dynein intermediate chain binding.
CUAAUAUCCCGUGUAUGCUAAACAAAAAAAAAAAACGACAACCCUGGGGUAAAACAGGGUGGAAAAAGCGCGUUAAGUUAACAAAUAAAAAAAAAAAAGUAAUAACCAAUCGCUAUAUUGUCUUUGAUCGAAUUUUCACAUAAUGACGGGACAGUCCGGUUCCUCGGAACCGGAUGCCUCGGAGAUUACCGUUUCGAAUAAUGAGAAACGAUCAUCAAAAUUACACGAUUACAAACUCGAAAAGUUGUUCGCUAAAGAGAUACAAGAUGUGUUGGAAGCGGCAACGGCAAAAGCCAAAAGACUCCAUCGGAGAAAGAAGAUGUACGUCCGUCGGAUCGAAGCGGUGAGGUCGCAGAACGAUUGCUUCCGCGAAAUGAAAAAGGCCGCCGAGGAAGUGCCAAUUAUCGGCUUACUUCCAGAAUGGGAAAGGGGCAUUCGCAAAUUGCUCGUUCGAUUGGAUGCGAGCGGCAAGUACGCGGAUAUUCUCGAGGAGCAGAUUCAGGAAUUGAAGAAGAGGUAUUGCGAGACGAUGCGCGAGCUGACGAUACGUCGCGCGAUACUAAUCGAGUGCGAGGACGCGUGCAGAGAAGAUCUGUACGCCAUUUUGCCUUACAAGUAUCCCGGUCGUACGAAGUUCGCCGCGAAAUUUUUCAAAAAUCGCUGCACGUUCUCCAAACAGUAUUACCUGUCGCAUCAGCUCGUUAGAAGCAUCGUCGCUAAGGCGCAUCUUCUUCUGCCGGAGAUACUUUGCGACUUCGCACGCUAUCGCACCCUCGACUUUCUUAAUUUCGACAGAUUUUGCGAUUCGGUUCGCGCGGAUCUUAAGAAGAGCGUGCACACGAUCACCGCUUCGUAUUACGUUAACAUCGCGCGAACCGUCUCCCAACGUCGCAACAUUCAGGAUGUGUCCGGGAACGUUCUGCCGCGUUUUCUCAAAUGCGCCACGACUCUUCUAGGUCUGCAAAUAAUCAACCGCGCCAUCAACACCAUCGAGCACUUGCUGAACGUUCUCACCGAUCGAGCUGCGAUGCCUUUUUUGACGUUCGAGUUGAAGUGCGAAAAUCGCGAUCUGUUCGCGAGUCCUCGGCUCGAGGAGUUGCACAACAUCUUUCACGAUUUCGUGAACGAGAUAGCGACCAGCGGUCGGCAUUUGCCGCCGUUGGAAACGUGGGUGCACAGCAGACGUUACCAAGGACGUGGAGGAAGAGAAGAAAGACGAAAAGGCGGUAAAAGGGAAAAAGGACAGACGGAACUUAAUAUCGCCGCGAAUAGUAACCCCGCGUUUGUCUCGCUGCCCGAUUGGUACUUGAAUAAAGCGCACGAACGUCUGACUGCGAGUUUGCAAGAAUUUUUCCGGCCACUGUGCGACUACGUGGCGGAACUGCGACUGAAAUUCGAUUGCAUCCUUCACGUCGAGGACAACGAGCAGCUCGACGCAAUGGCCGCCACGAAACGGUUCAAGAAGGAACACACUCUGGAGCAAUGCAUGGAGAGAGUUAAAGAUUUUAACGACUUGAUACGCGCGAUACACGGAAUGCCCGAUAAUGAGUACUUAGAAACGAUGAGAGUGCAUCAAGUUGCCGCAAAACACGGUCUCAUUUAUUUCGCGAACAGAUCACGGGAUAUUGUCAUCGACGAGCUAGUGGAGCGUCAUUGGAAUUACAAUCUGGACAUAUGCAAUACGUUCGAAGAGCUAAGAGACCGUGCACUAGACGUUCCGCAAACCACAAAAGAAUUACUGGAAUUAGGUCAGUACAUGUUGGCGGCGACGUCAACGGUGUUGAUGGAACUGCAGGAAAAAAUGUAUCUUUCGCUUCGCAUGUUGACCUCUCUCCUCGAGAUGACUAGUUUGAGCCGACAUCACAUCGAGUUAAAUACCACGACUGUGCAAUGGUUCAAGCGUAUCAAACCGAUUUUCGAACGCAGCUCGUCGAUGUACGAACAAAUGAAAUUCGAUCUUGAGGAAAAGCUUCAGGAGGAGGUCGAGAUCCUGAGUCACCGUGUGGAAGGCAUGUUUCCUAGGUUGGUCAUAAUGAACGAUAUGGAUGAUGCCAAGCGCGUGAAGGAAUACAUCGAGCUCAUGUGGAAGAUGAUGCGCGAGUUGGAGCGCAUGAAGCAGAAAGCCGAAUCGAUAAAUGCGGAAGAGGCGUUGUUUCAAUUCCCGUUGACGGCUUAUCCGCGCAUCAAUGAACUCAGAGAGAACAUUCUCCCAUUUUACAACGUAAUAUACAAGGGAUAUCGUUGGCAAAGGAACCGCGAGGUCUGGCUCAACAGUUCCUUCGAAUAUCUCGAUAUAGAUCAUAUAGAGAACAAGUGCAAGGAAUAUUUUCACGACUUCAACAAAACCAGUAAACUUUACAGAACGAAAAUCAAGAUCCAACUCGCGACCAAUUAUCCGUACAGUUUCGGAGGAUACGUGGACGAUCCCGAUCCGUUUCAGCAUCCGGCACCUUUAAAAUUGUGUCAUCAGUUUUUAGAGGAAGUGAGAUGGUUUAUGCAAUACAUUCCGCUGUUAGCCAUUUUUCUCGAUCCAACGAUGACGCAGCCACUUUGGGACAAGAUGUCGGUUAUCGCGGGAGUCGACCUAACGCCGGAUGCCGGCAUGUCACUGAGAAAACUCAUUGCUAUGAACUUAAACAGAGAAGAUUUGGAAAGAGUUCCCAUGGAACGGUUAUUCUGGAAUCUCCUGGAAUCGAAACUGGAAGAAACGGGAUGGGGUGUGCCCGACGAAGAAGAAGAACACGAAGAAGAGGACGAAGACGAAGAAGAUCAAAUUCUUCGCAACGAAACGCCAAUAUAAAACGCGACGGCGAGAGGGUAGAGAAAAAGGAUACAGAUUACAAGUGUUAUAUAUAACAUUCUAUUUCAUAAUUAUUAGGCAAUAACAUAACAAUACAUAUAUACACGUGUAUGUACGUCUACUGGCGAACAGUAUUUUUGUAUGUUUCGCUUAUACGGUAUAAAACUCACAUACAACGUACGCGCGUUUUUCUUCUCGCUUGCUAUUCAAAAUGUACCCGUUAAACUAACACUGAUCGUUCCACACCACGUGACCCGCCGAUACUUCGAGAUCAUUUAUUUCUUCUGGAAAUAUUGGAGCGUUUUUUUUUCCUCCCAAACUUUUUUUUUAUAAACAUCAUAAUUCUAAUCGCUGAUGAUCCGAAUCAGGUUGUCUCAAACAAUCCGCACGUAACUCCGUGCCGCAACGUUGUUUGACUCUUUCUCAUUAAUAUAUAUAUAUAUAUAUAUAUAUCGUAUUCUUUUGUAGUAGUUUCGCGCCGCGCGCGAGCAAGUUCGCUUCUGAAUUUUAGUCUGUGGUGGAUUCACGCUGUUUGAACAUACGGAUAUUCCGCGGGACGUAAAUAUUGACGGUGCUCGCGAUCUAGAACGACAGUUUCUUGUAUCUUCCCCAUCAUGUAACAGUUUACUAUCUUAAAUGUAACUUUCGGAAGCAGUUCUGAGCAGCGCCGACAAUGUUGGAGAGUAUGUAUUACAUAUGCAUCGCGCGUAUUCUCUCGCCGCUGCGCACAACCACCUCCCUUCCCCUCCUCGCUUCGCAAUCUUAAUCGCAGAACUGUUUUCUAAAGGAACACACCAACUCUCUAUCUUGUACGUAAUUUAUAAUCUUAUCUCUUUCGUAGAUGCGAGAAAAGAUCGUCGAUGAGAGACGGAUCUCGUUUUUAUUAAUUAUGUAUACAAAAAGUUCAGAGAAGAAUUGGACCAAGUGUUUGAAUGAAGAAUACUCGGCUGGAGCGCCUGAUAAUUUUGUUACGUCAUUACGAAAUUGAGUGAAGUCUGAUCUCACACAACAACGCGUAACCGAGAGAGAUAUGUAAUACAAAAAUUCCGCGAAAUGUAUACUUAAUAUGCAAAUUUGAAGAAAUAUUAACGUACUUCUGAUACAAAGUCUCGUCUUCGAGAUUUUAAUGUGCACGUUCGAGGACUCAAAAAAAAAAACGGAAUUUACGAAAUUGGUCCAAAUUUUGCUCUAAAGUUCUUCGUAUUUUUAUAUAAUAUUUCCCUUGCAACUUCAUCUUUGGCUCCUCCUCUGUUUUUCGGGAGAGAGAGCAGUAGUGUCAUCAUAAAUAUCUGUAUUUUCACUAACAGUCUACAUCGUUUAAAGACAUGUAAAGACAGUAAAGAUAGGACGAUAGAGAUUGAACGAUAGCGCAGAGUGUGGAGGGUAUCUCUCCACACCCCCGUAGUACAGUACAUAGUAUAGUAGUCAUAGAUUACAUACAUGUGUUACACGUAUAUUGUGUAGCGUGUCUAUGUAUAAUAGGUAUUUAUCUUAGAAACAAAAGCAGUAACCAAGAAAAUAAAAACAAAAACCAAAAACAAAAACGAGAAAGAGAAGUUUCGAAGAAAAAGGGAUGAAGGACGAAAGAAAGAAGAUUCGGGAGUUGGAUCUACGGACGUUAUGUCUCUUAAAAAUGCAGAAAUGGCCACAUGGGAUAUAAUACGGUAAUAUUUACAGGAUGAUGCAGCCAGCCCCGAAUGACGAUGCGACUCGAGAGAAGAUGAGAUUCGGUGUGUGUCUUUCUUUCUGUGUAAAAAUUUCAUACACAGCACGAUAAAAAAUCGGACUACGAAAUUGCACUCGUGCUGCAGAGAAAAAUUGUCUAUCUUUUCGCUUAGUUCUCUCUGUGCUCAUUUUUUUUUUUGUUCUGAGAGUAAAUACGUUUUUAUCCUCGAUUAAGUCUACCAGCGCUUCUAUUUUUUUUUCUUCCGGUUAGAUAAAGAGAGAGCUUGAAAUCGAGGAACGCGUUUAUAAUGCGCAGCUCGUGAAUCUUGUCUUGUAAAUAAAUAAUCCAACAUAAAGACUAUAUAAUUUAAAUCUAAAACUGUAAUAUACAAUGUGUAAAAUUGUAAUAUGUAACAAAACAACAUUAAGUAAACACGUAAAUUUUAAGUAACAAUAAAAGGUAACAAUAAAUGUUAAGUAACAAUGAAAACAUGCUUGGAAAAAAAAAUUUUUUGAUUGCCACUAAUCGAGGCGACGGUCAAUUAUUGUUAGAAACGUCUUUCUCUAGAAACGAUUUCAAUUUAAUUGAAAACGUCGCAAGAGAGAGAUUCACAGAGAUUCUACCGCCUCGAUAUACAAAGUGCGCAAAAGCAAACGCACGGCGAUCGCUUUUACUGUACAAAUGUUUUUUUUUUUUUUUUUUUUCAACAAGUUCACGCACAGCCAUAUUUUUCACGCGUCAAUUAAGUCUUUGGUCCGAAUAGAAACGUUUUUUUUUUUUUUCUAUCGCGAUAUUUAUUGGUCGUUUAUCACGAGAGACUGAUUGGACGCGACAGCCGAAACUAGUUUAUAUCAAAGGAAGAUGUGUAAUCAAAUCUAUACACAAUAUAAUAGAAAACAAUUGUGUCGAUAGCUCGCGUUGAUUGGUUUUCACAAUCAGUCGUGUGAAAUAUUUUAACUAAAACUAUUGAUAUUAACCGUUUGCACUCCUCACUUUUUUUAUGUUGAGAGACAGAAAAAAAUUUUCAAUCGCUGAAGAUACAUCAAGGACUUUUUUUUUG